AUGUCUGAAUCAUACUUAAACAUUUGUCCAACCAGCCAACUCGAAUAUGAAACAAACUACUCCAUAUUCAGGGACCUAAAUUUUUUUGGAAAUGGAAAUUUUUCCAACGAACUUAAAAACUGCCACAAUGUUGGAACAGACCCAGUGUUUCCAGCUACAAUUCUAAUGAGUGUUGCGCAACUAUUAUCUCACCUUGGAAGCCACGAACCAGGGAUUUGUGCCGUUGUGCUCUUCUAUGCCACCUGGUGUCCCUUCUCUAUGAAGAUGGCUGCCGACUACAACGCACUCGGCCGAUUGUUUCCAACAAUCCCCAUCAUUGCUGUGGAGGUUGAAUCACAAAUAAAUACUUUUUCAUCUAAUCAACUCAGGUUUGGAACAAUAUCCGUUCCCAACCUCCUAAUCUUUCAAGGACCUCGAGCGAUAUCACGAUACAACCAAACACAUAUUGACCUGCAACUAUUAACACAAUUCAUGAAACAACAUAUUAAUGUUGAUGUGCAAACUAAUUGCUCUCCCAAUGUCUCAACAUGUUCAGAUUUUCAAAUAAUGGAGCAAGACCACAUUGGUCCAUUGCCCACAAAGUUACAAACAGAUACAGACUGGAUAUUAAUAUUUUCAAUUUUGUUUUUAUUGUAUAUUGUGUUUACAAAAGUAAAAACUGUUGUUGUGUGAAAAUUGGUGCAAUUUUGUGUGUUGUUGUUUUUAAAAAGGUUUGUUUUUAAUUUGUCCCCGAGAAAAUAAAAUCGUGAUGUUUA
Messenger RNA from Ciona intestinalis (vase tunicate), 755 nucleotides. Its product is annotated as thioredoxin domain-containing protein 15-like. The record is from RefSeq and is a predicted model, not a curated record. NCBI's taxonomy places the organism in Eukaryota, Metazoa, Chordata, Ascidiacea, Phlebobranchia, Cionidae. Gene Ontology annotation, cellular component: cilium. Gene Ontology annotation, biological process: cilium assembly.